AUGUACUCAGGAGUGGUGAGAGAGGACGUGAAGUGUCUCUCCCAGUACCCAAGCCUCGGUUACCUAAAGCAUCUGAAUCUCAGCUACCUGCCGCUGUUCCGCCUCAGUCUUGAGCCCCUCGGAGCUCUGCUAGAGAAAGUUGCUGCCACUCUCGAGACCCUCAUCUUGGAGGGCUGUCAGAUCCACUACUCCCAACUCAGUGCCAUCCUGCCCGGCCUGAGCCGCUGCUCCCAGCUCACCACCUUCUACUUCGGCAGAAAUUUCAUGUCUAUGGACGCCCUGAAGGACCUACUGCGCCACACCAGUGGGCUGAGCAAGUUAAGCCUGGAGACGUAUCCCGCCCCUUGGGAGAGUUUGGAUUCCUUGGUUCCUGUCAAUUGGAAGAUCUUCACCCCACUUCGGGCUGAGCUGAUGCGGACACUGAGGGAAGUCAGGCAGCCCAGGAGGAUCUUCAUUGGUCCCACCCCCUGCCCUUCCUGCGGCUCAUCACCGUCUGAGGAACUGGAGCUCCAUCUUUGCUGCUAGGGAAGGCGUGCCUAGCGGGGUAGAUACAUCCAAAGUUCUCUUCCAGGCACGUGGACACUAAAAUAUAGUAUGUAGGUGCAAGUUAUUUUUCUUAUUUCUUAUUUCUUUUUUAAUAAUUCUAAAAU
Molecule: messenger RNA, 650 nt
Organism: Mandrillus leucophaeus (drill)
Lineage: Eukaryota; Metazoa; Chordata; Mammalia; Primates; Cercopithecidae
Product: PRAME family member 1-like
Exons: 2
Coding region: 1-525 (174 amino acids)
Cellular component (GO): cytoplasm
Source: RefSeq, a predicted model, not a curated record